This is a messenger RNA of Humulus lupulus (European hop), 1222 nucleotides long. RefSeq lists its product as uncharacterized. The transcript is spliced from 11 exons. The coding region runs from base 42 to 1037 and encodes 331 amino acids. Gene Ontology annotation, cellular component: endoplasmic reticulum; Golgi apparatus. Gene Ontology annotation, molecular function: protein-cysteine S-palmitoyltransferase activity. The record is from RefSeq and is a predicted model, not a curated record. Gene Ontology annotation, biological process: protein targeting to membrane; peptidyl-L-cysteine S-palmitoylation. NCBI's taxonomy places the organism in Eukaryota, Viridiplantae, Streptophyta, Magnoliopsida, Rosales, Cannabaceae.
UACAAAAACAUAAUAAAUCAAAGUAUUUUCUGGGCUCGAAAAUGCUUCAAUUGCAGAAUCAGAGAAAGAGUUCAGCUUGGCCGAGCUUAAUUGCUCGUUGCUUCGUUUCAUGUAACAUGGUCUUGCUUACUCAAUUUGCUCUUUCGUUGGUGCCUCGAUACUUCUCUGCUUCCUCCUCUCUUCUACCUCAACUCUCACUCUCAGCUCUAGUGCUGCUGGUGGUAAUGGGUUUGGGAGGAUGGUUCCGAAGGCUUCUUGGUAUUCAUGCUUCAGCCCCAGCUUUUGUCUUCUUCAAUAUACUGUUCAUUUGGUGUUUUUAUGUCUUUAUCAUCCGAAAAGCUGUAUCGCUUGUUAUGGAUAUUGUGUUUAAUGGAGAAGUUUCUAUGCUCGUUUUUGGUCUGUGUAGUAUCUUAAAGAGUGAUCCUGGGGUGGUAAGGCAUGCGCCUUCCUUGUCAGACAAACCAACAGAGGGCACAGUUUCUGAACUUAAUAAUCAGGACGAGGAAUUGGAGCUUUCCACAAGUGGCUUAGGUCAUGAAUCGACUGAAGAUUCCGUUUUGGGGAGGAGGGUGAGAUACUGCAGUAGCUGCUCGGCAUACAUAAAAGGUUUUGACCAUCAUUGUCCUGCUUUUGGAAACUGCAUAGGUCAAAAGAAUUAUCUCCUUUUCAUGGCUCUUUUGAUUGGGUUCAUUGUUACUGAAGCUUCAUUUCUGGCAUGCUCGUCUGAGUACACUACGAAAUUUAGAAUUUCAAGAAGACAUAGUUCAGAGACUAUUCUCUCUGAAAGAUUGGCUGUUAGCUCAAGGAUCUUCGCUAUUCUUCAAUUGGUAUGGCAGGUGCCGUUUUUGACGUGGCAUGCAUAUUGCAUAUGUUUCAAUAUCAGAACUGAUGAGUGGAUAAAUUGGAACAAGUAUCCAGAAUUCCAGUUAAUUAUGCAACACCAACCAGGACAUGGCUCUACUGAAGUGUGGUUUACAAAUCCAUAUGAUAGAGGCAUUCUACAGAAUGUGAAGGAAUUUCUAUCAUCAAAAGGAUGACGUUGCAUCAAGUGCAGUACCAGUUUGUAGCUUUUUAAUCUUGGUUAGAGUAAAGAAAGUUAGUAUGUAUAUUUCAAAGUAAUUCUUGGUUAGAGUAAAGAAAGAAAAGGGCAUAGCCUUUUGAUUUCCUUAAAGAAAAUUAAACAUUCAUUAACUUAGAAACAAGUUGCACACACUUUUGAUUA